AUUCUAGUUUUACAUGACGUUAUCAAAUCAUGUUGCUCUACUCAAUACCGAGAUUGAUAUUGGUCAAGUCGGCUCAAAUCAGACCGGACGAACCUGUUUCUAAAGGUUACAGUAACCAAUACAACAUGACGCGCUUGAUGGUCGGAUGCACUUGUCAUGAUGAUGUUGAUCAUCAGACAGCCGAAGACUCAGCCAAAACAUAUGUCAAGUUCCCGGGUCAUCGGUUUAUCAUCCUGCAAGAUUUGAACUGGCCCAAUGACUACAUGAUGACUGAUAACAGGCAAUUGACGUCUUGAACAGCCCCCUGCUGUCGGUCUGUCUUCUCAGUCCUGACGUUCUUCGAGUCCCGAAUCUUGUCCUUUCAAUGCGAAUAUCCAACACUAUUGCCGAGAGGAGACCCAUGAGCAAUGCGAAGAUCAAACAUAUGGCACGUGUUCCCACCCUUCCCUCGGUUGCGAAGCAAAUCCACAGCUUCAGGAGAUUUCUGUGUCUUCAGCCACAUAUCUCAAUCUCGCACCUCAACCCGCCCUGAUGCUGUACUACAUCUGACGUAAUGUCUUCAGUUGACGAAGGCACAUGUACGCAUGACUGUCGCCGAAAAUCCGUGUCGUCAGUCCAGUCUCGGUAGGCCAGUAGUGGCUCAGGCUUCAGCAAUGUCAUCCAGUACUCAAUUAUAAAGUCACGUCGUUGAUCCUGACUCAUCCUUCAACAAUCUCGUCAGAUCUGCUGGAUCCACGUUCCGACAACUCCCAUGUCGACAAUUGCAGGGGUGAUCCGAAAAGGGGAACGCGAUGACAUUCUCUGCGGAAUCUUUGGAUCCAUUAGCUCUUUUCAAAGAACCUUUUCAUAAACCAAGCUACAAUUUUCGAGGUCAGGUUAUAUCGUCAUAAACUCUGUCUUUCGUUUCAGAUAUAAGCCUCCGACAUCGUUGGCAGCAAGCAUGACACGGAUUUCCUGAAUUGUACUCGUACCUGCAUCAAAGGAUCCAGCGAAGGAUCGUACCACAGCAAUGCCACCACGCCACGGCAUGUCUGGUCAGCAUGAAAGACUUGCAUGUUCGGGAUCUCUUGUGAAGGUGUGUAUGCUGAGACCCUGUUCCUGCAGUAGCUCAAUCCAUCGUCAUCUGGUGGGCCACAACACGGCUUACUGUGUGAUGUUUUCUCUGACCCCUUUUCUCGUGGUUCUCUUGUGCAAAACACUGCGAUCGACGCUUGUUCAAGCAAAAUCAGCCUGACGUUGGGGCCAAAGGUCGGUCGCGCCUUGGCAACUUUAGCGUCUGCCAGAUUAUUCCGACUUGACUAACGACUAACAAUGAAUAGCGUAUUGAAGGGAAACAGAAUGAACUAUUCAGAGACUACCGGCUUCAGCGAUGAACGGUCCUACGGCCACCGCCAUCUGACUCUGGUCUUUGCAACUAUAACAAAGCCUCAACGGUUGUGGCUGUAAUACGAAAAGUCUCGCCCUUACUACGGAGUACGGAGUGCAGCAAGCAUGAAGCAUGGACACACACAACAUCCUCUGAUGGACAGGAAAAUGGUGCUUCUGCGAUUCUUUUCUUUUGCCGGAUCCGAGCCUUUUCCCGGGCGCGUCCGGAGUGACAUAAAAGAUCGACAUGAUAGAUCAGAAAACACAAGAUGCAUGUCGAAUUGUUUUCCUCCUCAGCUUGGUACUUACCAGUUUUGGCACCGUUACCCCUGACUGAGACCCCUGGAGGUGCAUCUGGGGCAUGAUACCUUGCAGGAUCAGCAUGACAGAGCCAACCAGCGUUAAGCCAUGUCUCGGCGGCCACAUGCCAUUGGGUCCACCAGUGUUGGAGUUUUACCUCACCCGAUCAAGUCUAGGGGGUGAAUCGCCCUAAACUCGCUGUUUUUCUUUGAGCUCUGGCAAGGCAGUCGUGUUCCUUAAGCUGACAGCGUGCCGCCAUGAGACUCACAGUCGGUGCCCACUGAAAUGUGCUUGCAUAAAUGCCAGAACAUCAUGAGAGCCUGUGGUUGGUGGAUUUGCGCUCGACAACAACACCACGAAGUAGCUUGAGGAUUCUUGAUGAACAAUUGAACCAAUUGCACCACGAAAGAACCAUUGCUAUAUUUGUUCGUCUCACCUAAUCACCAGAGACUUUCACCCUCGUCUCCCAGCUUCUGAGGUCAGAAAGCACAGACAAGAAUGAGCACCGUUCGACGAACCCUACUGUCGAUCGAGUUUGGCCGACCCAUGGCCGCAGUCAAACUGACUUAUCAAUCCUCUGCCCAAAUCCGAAAAGUCCAACCGACAACCUGCAUGACGAGUCACGAAUCCUACCAAUGGCGGCAAUGUUCAUACUGGAGACGAUAUGCAUAUCCAUCCAUGGCGGGGAUGGCAGCGCGUCGAGCGCGUUUGCUGACCACUUGAUUUCAAUCCUCACCAUCUGUUGCAGAGUUGGCAUGCACCACUCAGGAGAUAUCUCCCUUCAGAGCAUCCCUUAGAUCCCAAGAAUAACUUGUCCAGACAUGGCAUGACAAUGAUACGAAUUCUCAGACGCUGUUGGUAACAUGCCAAGCUUGGCGGCUCAUGCUAGCUAACCGGUAUGGGGCUCUCAGCAUCAUGCCCUUCAGCUGCACCGCUUUGAAGGACAGCUGAAGCCCCGGCUGAGCACGUUUACGUUUCUACCUGGCAAGACGCGCUGAAACGUGAGUCGCUCCCCUGUUUGGUCAACAUGCGCCAAACAAGGGUUGUGGGACGGACCAGACUAACAAAAUGGGGCGUCUGAGAUCUUUGACGUCGUCUAUCAUGGCAUCUCAGGGGAUUUACUAUUGACUCAACCGCAGUCUCAAUCUGGCUUAACCAACAUCACCGGUGGACCCUUGGACCCGGGGCCGCUUCUUUCCGGCCUCAAUUGGACUCUGACCUCGUUUAGUCGAUCAUCAACUCCAUGAGUCGAGUCACGUCAAUUCAAGCGGUCGAUUUAAGAUAGGGGACAAGUUUAUUUACUAACAACAAGCUAUGACAUAUUAGUCAACGCCCGCGACUUUUGGAAGAAUCUCAGAAUCUCUCCCUUGCAUAAGCUACGACACCGCCCAAGACCACAAGCUAUCUACGGAGCUAUUGAGCAUGUCACCGCGAUGUUGAGUCCGGUGAUCUGGAUGUCACGAUCCAUGCCGAUCUACAAAAACUUUACCAUAACGGCACAAGAUUGAGCGGGUUACCUGAUGCCACGAUGCGUUGCAUAUUGUCUAAAUUGGGAGACGUGUCUGUGCUGAAAAGACAUGUGGAAUUGAAACUGCAACAUGCUUUGACUCUCCAACUCUGUGUUACCGCUUGUCAGUAAGUUUGACAGACCAUUGAAUGGACAGAGGCGUGUCCGAACUUUUGGUUACCAAUAUCAUGGCGGUUAUCGAUGCCAUGAGACUUGAGUCUCAUACAUGCCAGCCAAGGGUCUCGCCAGCAUUGGAUAUGUACUACGUAAGACCCGGUCCGUGGAUCACGAUCUGAGUUGGACGAUGUGACCAUGGUGCAACGACACGGUAAGCGAGCCGUGCUAUGUCGAUGCCUUGACGGCCGCAGAGGACUCGGCAUAUAGAUCAAGGUUAGCUAUCGUGCCACUCGUGAGUCAGCUUUGGCAGGUCUUCAGAAUGGCAGUCGGCGUGGUGUAUGGGCAUCAUUAACGGAUAUGGGAGGUUCAGAGGCCAUCAUAAUCUGGAAAUGAUGCGACAAACAUUUUGCAGGAAUCACUUCGUCUUGGAUAGAUUCGGCUGAUGCCUACUCAGUUCAAAGAUCUCUCAUCACCUCCUCAACAGCCCUGGCUGCCAUUCUCUUCCUCUGUUCCUCUCCCAUCCCCUCGCCGGCUUCCCUCACAGCUUGGAGUUUUCUCAUCAUCUUCUCAAUCUUGGCGAUCUCGUCCUCAUCCAGGUCCUCUAACCCAACUCCACCAGAAGCACCCUCCUUACUAGUCUCUGCCUUGCUGGAUUCUGAGGGUUCCUCGACAUCCUGGCUGGACUCCCAUAUGGCGCGUCGUAGACCUUCAAAGUCUGACUUGUCGAAGCCAAAGCCCAUCUUUUGGGGAUCUAAAUCUUUGUCAUCCUCAUCUGCCUUGGCUGAGCUCGUUUCAAAGUCACCAAACUCGGAAUCUGAUAGUGGUGCUUCGAGUUGAGACCAGUCGUUUGCUUCGAGGGCUUCUUUUACUCGUGCAACUCCUGUUUUUUCUUGUCCUUGUUAGUAACUUUCUGUGAGCGACAGAUUCGACAUACCGCCAAAUUCGUUACGACCAGUAUCGCCAUUUCCGCCAAGAGACACAAACUCCAGUCCAGCCUCUGCGCAGAUCUCAUCCCAUUCCUCUUCGUUGCCAUCUCCUCCCACGCCGAUAGCUAGUCCUACGCCAUCCCACUCCCAUCCCCCUAGUCCCUUCCUCAGGACUUUGCCGAUGUGCUCUACUAGUUCCUUUGCCGGGUGAUCCUUGGACGAUGAAAUCGGACCUGCGGUGAAGACUACUACUACACCUCCUAACACGGCGAGCACUUCGGCGGCUUCGGGGGAUAGAAAUGACUCUGACCAUUCAGAAGGUGAGGCGAUGAGGUCAAGCCAGAUGGGAACUGUGGUGGAAUAGUAUGGUGUUUUGAGGGCGAGGCUAUGAGUUGUGCCUGCGAUCCCGAGGGAGGGAUCUGGUGAUUCUGGGGCUGAUCCUGUGAGGUCUGAGACUUGUCAGUGAAUUUUGUGGUGAAUGAUGUCAGUUUAUAUUUCGUAGAUGACCACUGGCAUAUCUGGAUAAAGUGAACCCACCUUUGACCAACUUUGACAAAACUGCUGUCUCAUUCUCAAGGGCCACAGCCAGUAUUCUUCUUGAGCUGGAACUCAUCUCGGCUUCAGUCAUCGUGGUGGCUGUAUAUUCAAGUCUGUAUCUUGAAUCCGAAAUGAAAUACGAGAAAUGCAAAAAGAGAGUGACUGCAGUAUAAGUCUUGAACUUGAUGAAUGAGAUUGGUAAGGGAUGUGUAGAUGAUGAGUGAGCGACAUUGGUGGGGUGGAGGGGCUGAUAAGAUAAGAAAGAAGCUACCCUGAACCUUUGCACAGAAUAUCGAAUUCGCCAGUAUCAUAUCCAAUUUUCCAGCUGAGGGGAAGUAUUUUGCUCUUGGGUGUUUGGUUCUUAUAUAGUAUAAGACCCUUAAGCCCUUCGCCAUCAUCUGUGUUGCUUUAAAUCUGGUGAUGUUGCCUCUGUAGUGACUCAACUCAAUGUGAGACGUUGAUAUCAAUGCAGCAAUAUGAUCUCGUUAGGACAGCUCAGACACAACCGAAUUAACAUUUUGAGUUGGGAAUAACUAUCAUGAAUCAUAAAUAAAAACCAAUGCGAGGUAAUGCAAUCUUAUACGCCAGCGCUUCCAUGUAAACCCAGGAGCGAGCUCAAUCUAUGCCCCAACACCACCCAAACACCAUCAAAUACACGGCGAAUGUCUUCCACUCCCCUCUCCAUCUCCUCCCCAUCCAAAUGUCCGCUGCAGAACCUCCAGUCCCGCUCUCAUUCCCCUCGCGGAGUCUUCAGCCCCAGGCGCCACACACUCGUCCACUAUAUCAUCACGGCUCAACCGUCCUCGUCGCCUUGUCUGAAUCGCCUGCUCGAUCGGUCGUCGCCACAGUCUGAACCACUGAUCUUCACUCAUACAUGCAUAUCGGAGCGUUCCCUGCCUGUCAGGCCGACUUAGCGACCAUUCCACGAAUACCGUCUCGUACCACCUCGUGCGCAGCGACACCCAUGGCCAAGUGAAUAUCCACAGAAGAGAAACAUAUAAUAAAAGUACAAUCCAUCGUGUGAGGCGCCAUCGAUUGGUUAGGCAGUGGUUGUAUAUCUCAACCCGUCCAUUCGUCGUAGGAAAGGUUAUGUUGACUUCCCCACGAUAUCCCGUCCCCCGCACCAAACUCUCCAGCCUAGACCCCACGAGGGCGAAGUCCCAGCCUGUCAAGCGCCGCUCCAGAACAAACACCUUUAGACCGGCUCUGCUCGCACAGUAUCGAUAGCACCACUGCGCAACACCCGGCGUGCCCUCCUCAGGCGGUCCGCUGCCCCCAAACCCUGGCGCGCGCGUCAUGCUCGCUGUCCCGCGGCGCACCUUGUCGAAGUUGUUCACG
This is a messenger RNA of Fusarium verticillioides 7600, 6090 nucleotides long. RefSeq lists its product as hypothetical. The record is from RefSeq and is a predicted model, not a curated record. The transcript is spliced from 2 exons. The coding region runs from base 5322 to 5666 and encodes 114 amino acids. NCBI's taxonomy places the organism in Eukaryota, Fungi, Ascomycota, Sordariomycetes, Hypocreales, Nectriaceae.